Geodia barretti is the source of this 780-nucleotide messenger RNA. Lineage: Eukaryota; Metazoa; Porifera; Demospongiae; Tetractinellida; Geodiidae. The record is from the annotation of a GenBank genome assembly.
CAGCAGUCACACGGACCCGUGGCUGCUCGCUCAGUCAGUGCUGUGCCCAGAUUUCACUCAAAAAGCAGCAAAGUCAUGGCGUCCCAAGAUGAUUCCCCGAGUCAGGAGAGUGAAACGGAGCCUCUGAAAUUAGUAGAGACGCCAGUCGAAGCCGUUGCAGAGGUGGUGACGUCAGUCAGAUCAGCAUGGCAGGACCUUCGAUCCAUACCCAUUGGAUAUCGUGCCAGCCAACUUAGAUCCCUGAGAAAAAUGAUCAAAGACAACAUAACUAGGUUUGAAGAGGCAGUCUGGAAAGACCUUAGGAAGUCACGUCAAGAAUUCACAAUGGGAGAAAUAAACCUAAUCCUAACUGACAUCUCAUACGCCCUCACAAACCUCCAGAAAUGGUCGUCACCACGCAAUGCACAGAAGGACUUGGUCCAUCAAUUUGACAAGAUGUACCUCAUGCCAGAGCCCUAUGGAACAGUGCUGAUCAUAGCUCCAUGGAACUACCCCAUUGGUCUACUGCUUGAACCACUUAUUGGAGCUAUUGCUGCUGGUAACGCCUGCGUGCUAAAGCCAUCUGAACUGUCGGUGGCAACUUCUAACCUCAUGAGCGAGCUUGUCCCUCAAUAUCUUGACAAAGUCAGUUCUCUUACUCUAUAUACAAGCCAAGGACAAAGUACACCCACAGCCUAGUCCAUGUAUAUGAUUAGUUAUGAAUUGUGUAUAGCGAAGUAUGUUGUCAUAAAUCACGUAAAUUUUCUUGAUAUUAGAGUCAGCUGUCUCGCUUUCCUACCA